This is a messenger RNA of Myxocyprinus asiaticus (Chinese sucker), 1812 nucleotides long. RefSeq names its product HtrA serine peptidase 4 (gene htra4). The transcript has 9 exons. Gene Ontology annotation, molecular function: protein binding; serine-type endopeptidase activity. Lineage: Eukaryota; Metazoa; Chordata; Actinopteri; Cypriniformes; Catostomidae. Gene Ontology annotation, cellular component: extracellular region. The record is from RefSeq and is a predicted model, not a curated record. The coding region runs from base 273 to 1658 and encodes 461 amino acids. Gene Ontology annotation, biological process: programmed cell death; proteolysis; positive regulation of apoptotic process.
AGUCCCUUGAACACAGACGAUUACUUACAACGAGCCACGACUUGAGCGUCAUUUAAUGAGACAUUUAAGCAAAAUGCAAAUAUUCUUUCACUGGAACACGAUCACCGUGGAGCUGACAAAGAGGACACCUGUCGAUCUUCUCAAAGCGAAGUUUACUCAAAUGUUCAAUGAAAACUGAAAUUCAUUGUGCCGUUUUCUCAGUUUACAUUUAACUUUUACUCAUAAUCCAUUUACACAUUUUUGACCCUCGAUUCGGGAUAUUAUUAUUCAUCAUGUGGAAAUUAAUGGCCUGCGUUCUCAUGGCUUCUACAGUACAGGCGCGUAAUCUACGGAAGAGACAGAAUGUAUGUUCAGUGUGCGACUUGUCCCGUUGCCUGUCCGCUCUAGAGUCUUGUUAUUUCGGCGUGGUGAAGGACAGCUGUAACUGCUGCACGUUGUGUGCGGCGGGAGAGGGGGAGUUUUGCGGGAAGCGUGAACAUGGAGUUUGCGGUCAGGGGAUGACCUGUGAAUAUCCACCGGAAAGGCGCGCGUCCGAGGGCGGCACAUGCGUCUGCGACUCAAAUGAACCAGUAUGCGGCAGCGAUGGAAGAACAUAUCCCAGUAUCUGUCGACUGAGAGCUGAAAACAGGCGGGCUGAGCUGAGCGGCAUACCUGCUGUCAUUUUCAUCCAGAGAGGCCCCUGCGAGACCGGUUCUCGAAAUCCAAACAGCAUGCGCUACAAAUUUAACUUCAUAGCAGAUGUGGUGGAUAAAAUCGCCCCUGCAGUGGUCCAUCUAGAACUGUUCAGAAGACUACCAUAUUCCAACCAAGAAGUCCCUGUUUCCAGUGGUUCAGGGUUCAUCGUGUCAGAGGAUGGGUGGAUUGUUACUAAUGCACAUGUACUGUCCAAUAAGCAACGUACCAAAGUAGAGCUCAACAAUGGUGUGCUCCAUGAUGCCACAGUCAAAGAUGUGGAUCAAAAAUUAGACAUCGCUCUCAUUAAGAUUGACUCAGAGACUCCGCUGCCCGUGCUUUUGCUCGGCCGUUCAUCAGACCUGAGGCCAGGGGAGUUUGUUGUGGCCGUGGGAAGCCCAUUUUCCCUUCAAAACACAGUAACAACUGGUAUCAUCAGCACUACCCACCGUGGAGGUCAUGAGCUUGGCCUACAGAACUCUGAUAUGGAUUACAUCCAAACGGAUGCAAUUAUUAACUAUGGCAACUCAGGAGGACCUCUUGUGAACUUGGAUGGUGAUGUCAUCGGCAUAAACACUUUGAAGGUUACACCAGGAAUAUCAUUUGCCAUUCCCUCAGACCGCAUACGCCAGUUUCUUGCAGACUCCUAUGACAGACAAAGGAAAGGAAGAACACUGACUAAAAAGAGAUAUAUGGGAGUGCGAAUGCUUCAACUUUCAGCUGCUUUGAUUAGGGAGCUCAGGGAGAAAGAAAGCAACUUCCCAGAUGUGAGCUCAGGGGUGUACGUUUAUGAGGUUAUUCCAGGGACAGCUGCCUACAGUGCUGGCCUGAUCAAGCACGAUGUGAUUAUAAGCAUUAAUGGACAACCAGUGCAUUCUACAGAUGAUGUGAGUCAGGCUGUGCAGUCGGGCGAAAAUCUCUCUUUGUUGGUGCGGCGUGUAAAUGAAGAAAUCAUACUUAUGGUGGUUCCUGACGAAGUGGACUGAUAAGCUUUAGUCACUGUCUGCAUACCUCUAAACAAUGCAGUAUCCAUAAGCAUGCAUUAAUUGAAAAGGGCAUUCUCUUAUUAAAAUCGAAGCAUUGUGUCAUUGCCCACUGAUUGUAUUGUGUUUUGAUACAAAUAAACAGGUGAAAAGCAUA